GUUGUAGUUGGUCGUUCUUACUCGCAAAUUGUAUGGACUCAAACAAAUGCUAUAUACAAUUUGUAUAAGCUACUCGAAUCUCAAAUAUGCAACGCCUUGUAUCUAAAAGUUCGCUCUCGCUCAACGGAUACGGAUACAUCUGCGGCGGACUGGACUGGGAUUAACGCUAAUUCGAUUUUGAUUGCCGCCAGGGGGCAUCGAUGCGUAAAAGGCAGCUGCUACUCCUCUCCGACGAAGGAAACCGAAUACCACCAGCUGUGUCGUAUCCUCGCCAGUCGCAAACAAGAACAACAGGGGCACACGAUCGCAUCGGAGGAUCACAAAAGGCUCGUGCCAUAUGAACCAGGGGGUUGGUGAUAGCGCCUCCUGAAAGAAGUACCGACUCAUGCUCAUACCCGUGCGGUCGGGCGUCGAGACAAAGUGAUCCUGCCGCAAGGAGCAGGACGAGCCGCUUAUCAGCCAUGCAUGGAAAUCGGGGUGGCUGAGGGUUGCAAACACGCGUUCUUAUCUUAAAGCUCGGGCUGUCGGCUCGAGAGGGUGACGAAAUAGAGCAGAUGUGCAAACAACGGCCCCGAUGACUGAUGACUGACGAAACCCAGCAAUUACACCUUGACGGGAGGCGAUAGUUUCCAACGAACGACGCGUGCUCGGCACACUUGGGGAACCUGGACAGGAGCCACUCUCGCCAGGCCACUCAGAUUCCGGCUCCGACUCAAAGGUUCCAAAUUCCCAGUAUUACAAUGUCGGUGGACAACAGCUUAGGAAUCCUCGACUUCAGUUUGGCUAAGGAGAGUGAGAAAACAGCAAUGACAGCAGCAAGCGUAUACAAAACGUCAGACAAGGAAAAUGACCCGGAUCCCCACCUAACGGGCAUAGUCACCACCGGAGCCAUGGCCCAGCCAGCCACGCCCACUUCCGCGAUUGCAGCGGCACUGCCGCCGACGCCCACUCCAGCAGCAGGUCAGGAUGUGGCCGACGGCGGGAGCACGGACCUCAAGUUCCAGUCGUACGUGAAUGGCAAUGGCAAUGGGGUGUACAAGAUCAUCAAGACCCUGGGCAAGGGUAACUUCGCCAAGGUCAAGCUGGCGAUCCACGUGCCCACCGGUCGGGAGGUGGCCAUCAAGGUGAUCGACAAGACUCAACUGAACACCAGUGCCCGGCAGAAGCUGUACCGCGAGGUGAAGAUCAUGAAGCUGCUGAACCACCCCAAUAUCGUGCGCCUCUUCCAAGUGAUUGAGUCGGAAAGGACGCUCUACCUGGUAAUGGAGUACGCCAGUCGGGGCGAGCUGUUCGAUCACCUGGUGAAGAACGGAAGGAUGCGGGAGCGAGAUGCCCGGGUCAUUUUCCGGCAGUUGGUGUCCGCCAUCCAGUACUGCCACAGCAAGUUUGUGGUCCACCGCGAUCUGAAGGCGGAGAACCUGCUGCUGGACCAGCACAUGAACAUUAAAAUCGCUGACUUUGGUUUCGGCAACACCUUCGAUCCCAAUGCUCAGCUAGAGACCUUCUGCGGAAGUCCACCGUACGCAGCCCCCGAACUGUUCAUGGGCCGAAAGUACGCCGGACCAGAGGUGGAUGCCUGGUCGCUGGGAGUGGUGCUGUACACCCUGGUUAGUGGAUCUCUCCCCUUCGAUGGUGGCACCCUGAAGGAGCUGCGUGAACGCGUCCUUCGCGGAAAGUAUCGUGUGCCCUACUACAUCUCCAUGGACUGCGAGAACCUGAUGAGGAAGUUCCUGGUCCUGAAUCCCGCCAAGCGCACUUCCUUAUCGGCUGUCAUGUCGGACAAGUGGAUAAACUUGGGCCACGACGAGGGCGACAAACUGCGGCCGUUUCGGGAGAAGCCCAUGGAGCUGCAGGAUGCCCCUCGCUUCGACUUGCUGGUGAGCAUGGGCCACAAGCGCCGGGAUGUGGAACAGUCGGUGAAGGGGCAGCAGUUCGACGACAUCUACUGCACCUACAUGCUGCUGGGCGUGGCCAAGCCGCGCUCCUCGAACCGCAGCGCCAAAUUGGAGGCAGUGGCAUCAGCAGGGGACAUAGCUACUCCACCAGUCAGCAUCCCGCUCACGAAUAUCACCACACCCACUGUUACCAUAGCUCAAGUGACGCUCGCUCUGGACAAGAAUCCGACCACCCACUCUGCGUCCGUUUCGAGUCGCCCCGUAGCUCCUCGUUUGGCAAGUGUCCCCAUUACGCCCACUUCGACACCGCCCUCGGGACCGCCAGCCAAGCCCACCCGCCGCACUCCGGCCAGGACACCAGCCCGCAAGGCCACCAACCAAGGACGACCCGAGCCAUCGAGCCUGCCUCACACGCCGCAGUCCAAGAGGGCCAGUGCCAACAUGGACGUGAAGCCGACCCUGCUGAGUGCCCAGCGACAGUUGGCCCAGACCCAGAAGCUGGCCAGCACGCCGCCCCGGCUUCAAUACCCCGGUGCUGCUACUCCAAAUCCAGCUCAGGGAUCCUCGAGAAGGCCCACGACGCUCUACGAGAAGGCAGAGCCGGCGGUCACGCCCCUUUUGGUGCCCAAGUCGCCGGCCAUGGGAGGACGGCUGAUGGAACGGAUUCCAGCAGCGGCUGCGGUGGAACGGGCUUCUGAAAAACCCUUCACUCGACACAACGUGGCGCGGGCCACCUUUCACUUCGGCCAGGCACGGAGUGGGAAACGGGGUGGAGGAGGGUCAGGAGGUGGUGCUGGCGGCGAGGAGGACAGCUACCAGACGCCACCCCUGUCCGCCGAUGACACCAAGCCCGCCUCGCGCGUGGGAUUCUUCUCCAAGCUGACCGCUCGCUUCGGCAGACGGGUGAUCCACCUGAACGAGAAGGAUGUCACCGAGCAGCGCAAGAACCUCACCAAAUAG
Drosophila elegans is the source of this 2855-nucleotide messenger RNA. RefSeq names its product MAP/microtubule affinity-regulating kinase 4-like. Gene Ontology annotation, molecular function: tau-protein kinase activity; protein serine/threonine kinase activity; ATP binding. NCBI's taxonomy places the organism in Eukaryota, Metazoa, Arthropoda, Insecta, Diptera, Drosophilidae. Gene Ontology annotation, cellular component: cytoplasm. The coding region runs from base 741 to 2855 and encodes 704 amino acids. The record is from RefSeq and is a predicted model, not a curated record. Gene Ontology annotation, biological process: protein phosphorylation; microtubule cytoskeleton organization; intracellular signal transduction. The transcript is spliced from 2 exons.